CAGCUAUUUAAUACAUAAAUUGUCACUACGAGCCGAAAAUAUUGGAUUGAGUGCCGCUGCUGUAUUAUAAAACAUUUAUUUGUUGAUAUUUGUGAAGUCAUUUAAGCAGCUUCGAUUGAUUAGACCAAUAAAACGCUUUGGAUAUUGAUCGAGAUGUGCGCGGUUACUGUACGAUGUGAUUUGUUUGCAGAAUGAUUAGUUAACGGUACAGUCAGUCGUGCUCUCCGCACACAACAAGCGGUUAACAUUCGGUCAGUUUCAAGGCUCUUAUUUGUUCGGUGCUCUAUUGCAAGUUAAUUACUACAUCUAGAGAUUGGUUUACCCACGGGAUGAGAGCGUGAUGAGAGAUUUAUGUUACUGAGACGCCCUCUCCGCUCUCAGGCUACAGAUACAGUAAAUUUAGUAAAGAAUGAGUAAAGAGCUAACGUUAGCCGUCACUCAGAGCUGUUGUGUUGGUGCUGUGGAUGAGGCUCAAAGAUGUGUCAGGUUAGUGGUAGUUUUCGUGUAAAGAAAAGGCAGUGCAGGUAAUGUCGGCUCAGAUGUGGCGGAUCAGCCCGGAUUCCUGACAUCAGUAACUGAGCAGGAGUGACAGAAGGAGGCUCCCCUCUCAUGGAUGUCUGCAGUAAGAACUCCAAUCGCACAGCCCCAGUGAGCGAGGGGGUACCCAGGAGAGCUGAUGUGCCCCUGUGCUCUCGGACCAAUGGUUGGAGCUGGCCCCCGCACCCUUUCCAGCUCCUGGCCUGGAUGCUUUAUCUCUACUUUGCUGUCACUGGCUUUGGUGUAUUUGUGCCUCUGAUCCCCACACACUGGAUCCCAGCCGGAUAUAUUUUUACAGGCAUUACAUUUGUCUGUCACCUCUUCAUGCACCUGAUGGCCGUCUCCAUCGACCCUGCAGAUUAUAAUGUCAGAGCUAAGAGUUAUAAGGGACCCAUGCCGGUGUUUGACCGCACCAAACAUGCACACGUCAUUGAGAACUGUCACUGCUACCUCUGUGAAGUAGAUGUGGGGCCUAAAUCAAAACACUGUAGUCCAUGUAAUAAGUGCGUGGCAAGCUUUGACCACCACUGUCGAUGGUUGAACAAUUGUGUGGGCAGCAGAAAUUACUGGCUUUUUCUCAAUAGUGUGGUUUCUGCUGUCCUGGGGAUGUGGAACAAACUUAGCACAUAUGAGUAUAUUGUGCUACAGCGGCAUCGGCAAGAGGCCAAAGAUUCCAGAAAGCCCCUUCCAGAGCAUGAAUCUGGGGUUCCCACGAUUAAUCUAAUCAAGCAGCAGGUCAGUUAUGGCGGGACUCUCGGCUACACCAACCCUGAGAUGGAGGUAGAGGAUCCAACCGCCAUGAGCUCCCAAGAAGGAUCUGCGCGUUAUGGCAACGGCCGGGUCAGAGGCUCGUCUGAGCACUUGGGUGAAGAAGAGCUCCUCCCUGCUGUCCUAACAGAGAACAAAGCAUCUCCUCACCCUCACAAACACACACAGAAAAAAAAGAGGAAAGUGCGCAAACUUGCAGCCGAGGUAAACAGUGACAGGUCCAUUGACACCGGCACCACCAAAGGCAUGCCAAAGACUUCUGCUGAGCAGGAGUCCUCUGUAGCUGCCUCCACUGUGUCCUCCUCUAUUGGUCAACGCUUACCCUUCCCAGCAUUCCCCCUGCGGUCCUCCCUCCCCCCUCUUGCACCCGUACAAGCCGCUGGUCCCCCUGCUGAGUAUCAUUCUGACUCUGCAGAAUCUCUGGAGGAGAUCCCUGUAGCAAUGGCACGGCUUGGCAGCGCAGCCCUGGCUGGCACUACUAAUGCUGCUAUGUCUGCCAGCAGCUAUUCCUCUUCUCUCCAGUGUGCUUUGCCUUCCUCAGCAGCUGGACAAGCUUUACCCUCCCCUCAGCCCAGGACCAAGAGGAAAGCAGCCGUUCGUAAAGCUGCAGAGCAGAGGUUUGAGAUGGUAUCCCAUAAUCCGUCUAUGUUCGUGAGUCGAGAAUGCGGAGAGCCUGCCAUGCCCCUAGAGGGCAUUAUCACAGAGGAAAGUCCCCGUGUGGCCAAACGCAAACAGACAGGCACAAAGAGAAAUAUGGAGGACACUAAACCCAGCACCAGUGUAAGAACCCUGCUUGCAUAAUGACUGCUACAGAGACGCAUCACCACUAGUCAGGACUCAUGGGGCACGUGGUCGGCCUUGUUUCUCAGUUAAAAAGCUUGAGCUGCUUUAGUAAGAUGAGAUAAAAACUGAUGUAGCACUCAGAACCUGAUGCAACCUAUGCAAAACACCACUGAAUGUCAGCAAUGAGAAUUUGUUGUCUGACCUUUUGCUGGACAAAACAUCUAAUGCUGGUUGUCGUUGGUCAAAGUUGCAUUUAGAUAUGUUUGACAGCGGGUCAACAGAUUCACUUAUAUAUAUUUAUUCAUGAAAUUGUUGAUUGUGGAUUGAAGCCUUGGACUUGAGCCCUCAACUCAUUAUGAAUUUUUUGAGGAAUCCACGACACUAUAUAAAUUAUAAACUAACUUAUUUAGCCUUUCAUUAAUUCCAGUACCUUUCACUAUGACUUUGCUGAAGCAUUGCACAAAUAUGUUUUUUUUUUUAAUACUUAAUGCAGUGCUGCCCUUCUUAUCUAUUUAUUUAUAUACAUUAAAUGCCAAAGUUUUCGUUUUCUGUGAUGAAUCACACGUCCACUGAUUUUCAUUUUC
This is a messenger RNA of Sinocyclocheilus rhinocerous, 2672 nucleotides long. RefSeq names its product probable palmitoyltransferase ZDHHC1. Gene Ontology annotation, molecular function: protein-cysteine S-palmitoyltransferase activity. Lineage: Eukaryota; Metazoa; Chordata; Actinopteri; Cypriniformes; Cyprinidae. Gene Ontology annotation, cellular component: Golgi apparatus; endoplasmic reticulum. Gene Ontology annotation, biological process: peptidyl-L-cysteine S-palmitoylation; protein targeting to membrane. The record is from RefSeq and is a predicted model, not a curated record. Bases 610 to 2106 code for a protein of 498 amino acids. The transcript has 10 exons.